AUGUACUCCUCCAACAGCUCGCAGGAGCCCCCAAAUAAUGGGACCCCAGGGCCUUUCGAUGGCCCCCAGUGGCCCUACCAGGCCCCACGGGGCAUGUACCUGUCGGUGGCCGUGCUGAUGGGCAUCGUUGUGGUCUCUGCCUCGGUUGUGAAUGGCUUGGUCAUCAUGGUUUCCAUCAGGUACAAGAAGCUCCAGUCCCCCCUGAACUACAUCCUAGUGAACCUGGCCGUGGCCGACCUGCUGGUGACACUCUGCGGCAGCUCCGUCAGCUUCUCUAACAACAUCAAUGGCUUCUUCGUGUUUGGCAAACAGAUGUGCGAGCUGGAGGGCUUCAUGGUCUCCCUGACAGGUAUCGUGGGGCUGUGGUCCCUGGCCAUCCUGGCCUUCGAGCGCUACAUUGUGGUCUGCAGACCCCUGGGAGACUUUCGGUUCCAGCACCGGCACGCCGUCAGCGGCUGCGCCUUCACGUGGAGCUGGUCGCUGCUCUGGACGACCCCACCGCUCAUGGGCUGGAGCAGCUACGUGCCCGAAGGUCUGAGAACCUCUUGCGGGCCCAACUGGUACACCGGUGGCAGCAGCAACAACAGCUACAUCUUGGCCUUGUUCGUCAACUGCUUCGUGAUGCCCCUCAGCCUGAUCCUCUUCUCCUACACCAACCUGCUGAUGACCCUGCGAGCGGCUGCGGCGCAGCAGCAGGAAUCGGACACGACGCAGCAGGCGGAGCGGGAGGUGACGCGCAUGGUGAUCGCGAUGGUGAUGGCCUUCCUCAUCUGCUGGCUGCCCUACACCACGUUUGCCCUGGUGGUGGCCACCAACAAAGACAUCGCCAUCCAGCCCGCUCUCGCAUCUCUGCCCUCCUACUUCGCCAAGACCGCCACGGUUUACAAUCCAAUCAUCUACGUCUUCAUGAACAAGCAGUUUCAGAGCUGCCUGCUGAAAAUGGUGUGCUGCGGUGAGCACUCCUGGGGGACAGGGAAAACCGCCCCAGCUGCACCCGGCCCCCGCGCAGGCAUCGCUGCAGACGGGCUGCGGAAUAAGGUGACGCCAUCUCACCUCGUCUAA
Molecule: messenger RNA, 1062 nt
Organism: Grus americana (Whooping crane)
Lineage: Eukaryota; Metazoa; Chordata; Aves; Gruiformes; Gruidae
Product: pinopsin
Exons: 5
Coding region: 1-1062 (353 amino acids)
Biological process (GO): visual perception; G protein-coupled receptor signaling pathway; phototransduction
Cellular component (GO): membrane; photoreceptor outer segment
Molecular function (GO): G protein-coupled receptor activity
Source: RefSeq, a predicted model, not a curated record